UCCUAGGCGCUCGCUCGCUCCCGCUCGCUCCCUCUCCCUCUCUGUCUCGCGCUGUCGUCCUUCUCGGCGUCGUCAAGCUUCGGGCCUGCCGGGGGCUGCGCGUGCGCGUUCGCGCGCGCCGGUCUCCCACACAACGCGCCCCCUCCCCUCUCCUCCCCCCACCCCCAUCCUCCGGGUCCAGCCGCUGGGCCAAGAUGGCGGCGCUGAGCAAAUCCAUCCCCCACAACUGCUACGAGAUCGGGCACACCUGGCACCCCCACUGCGGGCGAGCCUUCGUGCACAUCACCCAGGGGGCGUUUGGAGAGUCGCUCCGCAUCUAUGGGACCCUUUACCUGAUUGCUGCAAUUCUCCGGAAACGAAAACUUGAUUAUUAUUUGAACAAGCUGCUUCCUGAAAUUCUUCAAUCAACAUCCUUCCUUACAGCAAAUGGAAGCCUUUAUAUUAUGUUUUUCUGCAUUUUAAGGCGAAUACUGGGAAAAUUCUAUUUUUGGUCUCCUGGUUUCGGGGCUGCUCUCCCGGCGUCCUACUUAGCUAUUCUUAUUGAAAGGAAGAGCAGGCGGGGGUUGCUUACAAUUUACAUGGCCAAUUUGGCCACAGAAACACUAUUCCGCAUGGGAGUAUCAAGAAGAAUAAUUACUCCGUUAAGACAUGGAGAGGUCCUUUUAUUCUGUGUAACAGCGGCCCUGUUUAUGUUCUUUUUCAGAAACAAGGACGGUUUGAAAGGAUUUACAUUCUCCGCACUUAAAUUCAUUGUAGGGAAAGAAGAAAUUCCCACCCAUUCGUAUGUACCAGAAGGAGCUUUUGUAAAGAAAGAAAUUGAAGUACAACACUGCGAAGAUAGAACACAGCAAAUGAAUUUUAUUGCGACAACAAAAAAAAUUGUGGACAACAUAUGCAAAAAUGGUCCCAGGCACAGAUGCUGUAAGCACUACGAAGAUAAUUGCAUCUCAUAUUGCAUUAAAGGCUUCAUUAGGAUGUUUAGCGUCGGAUACCUGAUCCAGUGCUGCCUUCGCAUCCCAUCCGCGUUCCGACAUCUGUUUACACAACCAUCCCGGCUUCUCUCGCUUUUCUACAACAAAGAAAACUUCCAGCUUGGAGCUUUCCUUGGGUCAUUUGUCAGCAUAUACAAAGGUACCAGCUGUUUCCUACGAUGGAUACGGAACCUGGACGAUGAAGUACACGCACUCUUUGCAGGGUCCCUAGCAGGCUUGUCAAUGAUGUUUUAUAGAAGCACAACUAUUUCAAUGUACCUAGCUUCCAAACUAGUAGAGACUAUGUAUUUCAAAGGCAUUGAAGCUGGAAAGGUUCCUUAUUUUCCUCAUGCAGAUACUAUUAUCUACGCUGUCUCCACCGCCAUCUGCUUCCAAGCUGCUGUGAUGGAAGUCCAGAACCUGCGACCUUCAUACUGGAAAUUCCUAUUGCGAUUAACAAAAGGAAGAUUUGGUGUCAUGAACAGAAAAGUAUUGGAUGCAUUUGGUACUGAAGCAUCUAUGCAUUUUAAAGAUUUCAUUCCACUACUCGACCCAAGAUACACAGUUGUCCCACCAGAAAGACCUAUUCAAAAGUCUUGGCAGUGAUAACGUCUGUUUAUGAUUCUGUCUUACCACCAGCUGUCCUAAAGAGUUAAUUAACUUAACAGUCAAAUAGAUGAACGGAGCUUGUGUUCCACAUCAGUAUUGUUUCAGUGAGUUAUAUUAUACAAUCAAAAUACUGAGACACCGUUAAAAGGUGUGGCUUAAUUCUACUUUCCUUCUUAGAUAGAAACUCUGGAUCACUGUGGCUGGUUGACACAACCUGGUAGAUUUUUGUUUUAUUUUAAAUUGCAUUAUAUAUCAACGGAUUAAUAUAUGAAAAAGAUUUUUUUUAAAAAAAAAUGUCCAAAUGUGGUUUAAAAAGAUAUACAUCCACAGUUCACGCUGACUCAUUCCAGUAAGUAGGGGGUUUGUUUUUUUAAAGAAAAAAAAGAAAAAUGAUAUUUUUACAUUUAGAAAUAAAGAGACGUAAAACAUAUAUGUAUAUGUAUGCUAUAGUUGCAGGUCAGAUUCUUGUGGAAAAGAUUUUCUUUUAGAUGGAUUUUUUUUUUUUAAAGAAGAUUAUUAUGGCUCUCGACAAUUGUUUAAAAAGGCAAUAUCGGUACUUUAUUUAUAUAACUGCACUGUUUAUAUCCAACUUUCGCUUUGAAUACUUCUGAGAGCGUCAACUCUCCAAAACCAGUUGCACACCGAGAGAUUUUUUUUUUUUUUUUUUAAAGGGUGGGAGUCAGACAUUUGGACUUUUCAAGAGGAAUGUAGCAGUUUUCAGUUUUUACAUCCAUGAAUUGAAGAAGAAAAAAAUUGACACUGUUCUGACAACAUUCUUCAGAAAGUGAAUAACAUGCCACUGAACACACAGUCGUCUUGAUUUUUAUCAACUUGAAUGUUGCUUUCCGGUAACGUUCAAAGUGAACUCAAGACUUUAAAUUCAGCGGCUAAAGUAGAACGGAAACGUGUUAAGAACAAUACCUACUUCUUACAGAUUGUGUUAGCUGAUUUUUCUGAUCAGCCGGUGACAAUGUGAAAGCUGGUCAUUGCACAAAGCCACUUGCCUUGAUGGAUUAUCUGAUUUCUGCUUUAACAGCCACCUUAGUCAUAUAGCUGCACGUGAACUGCAAGGAAGGACUUUCAAAGCAUUUGAGAGAUUAAAAGGAAAAA
Messenger RNA from Thamnophis elegans (Western terrestrial garter snake), 2690 nucleotides. It is a transcript of the gene TMEM135, whose product is annotated as transmembrane protein 135. The transcript is spliced from 15 exons. Bases 195 to 1577 code for a protein of 460 amino acids. Lineage: Eukaryota; Metazoa; Chordata; Lepidosauria; Squamata; Natricidae. The record is from RefSeq and is a predicted model, not a curated record.